Molecule: messenger RNA, 1003 nt
Organism: Erigeron canadensis
Lineage: Eukaryota; Viridiplantae; Streptophyta; Magnoliopsida; Asterales; Asteraceae
Product: probable E3 ubiquitin-protein ligase RHY1A
Exons: 3
Coding region: 254-868 (204 amino acids)
Biological process (GO): ubiquitin-dependent protein catabolic process
Molecular function (GO): ubiquitin protein ligase activity
Source: RefSeq, a predicted model, not a curated record
AUGUUGUUGUUUUUAGUCUAGCAAGAAUCCUUAUUAUACAAUUGAAACAACUUUUGUGAUACAAAAAUGAUUUCAAAAUAGUGGGUCUCACUUUUGUCUGCCAACAAUAAUAUAUCCCGUUAUAUACACUUCAUUUGAAUUGCCCUUUUAACUCACAAAUUUGGUUCCAUACCUAGAUUAAUGAAUAAGGGGUCCUAGGUUUUUGUUAAUCAAAAAUUUUAUUUCCGGAUUUCUGUAAGGAAUUCUGUGUAAGAUGGCUGGAAAGAUACCCGGAGUCGAAAGUGCUCGAAGGAGGAGGAUGUUCCCAGGGAGUACAGGGUGGUCUGACUCGUCGUUUGCUAUCAAUUCUGCACUCGGGUCAACAAGGGGCAGGGGAUUUUACGAUACCCAUUUCACCACUACUUCUUUAUCGAAAAGAAGUAUGGUGAACCAAUUAGAUGAAGAUGAGAAGCUAGGUGGUGUUGCUAGAAUAGCCAAACAAAGAUUGGAUGGCAAGCUUAGAAGCCACUACUGGAAGUCACAAUCCAAUAGCAUCCAAAAUAACCAAGAAAGAUCUACUGGUGCUAAUCGUGUAGAAGAAGUUGGGAGAAAGCCGAGUAGUAAUAUAGGGACGGGGGAUAUGCAAACGGAGGGCUAUGGUUUGAAAAAGAGCAGCUCCAAGAGGUUUAGUUGGGGGAAAUUAGGAUUGAAUUGGAAGUCUUCUGAUCAAGAUGAGUGCGCGGUUUGUUUGGACAAAUUUAAGGUGGGUGAUAAGCUAGAGCGUUUGCCUUGUGCACAUCGGUUCCAUUCUGUGUGUUUGUUACCGUGGUUAGAGAGUAAUGCUCACUGCCCUUGCUGUAGAAUGAGUGUUUUGAUGGGUUCCAGUUGAUUUGUUUGCAUGUUUUGUAGUUUAAUUUACAGUAAAUUUUAGUAAUAAUGCUGUAAAUAUAUACUUAUGUAAUGUUUGAUAUGUCAUGUUAAUAUUGCUUAUAAAAUCUAAUGUUAUUUAGCUAAGUUCAAAUAA